UAAAAAAUGUUGUUCGCCAAAAAAGCAACAGCCACUCAAAUGUGCUUACGUGGAAAGCCUUUUCUUCCUGCAAUAAAGACGAAGUCAGAUAUUCUACUACGAAAACGACUUCUAACAUCAAAAUCUAGCGGAACUGGCAAAGAAGGCGCUAAAAAGAAAGAUUUAUGGAAAGACUAUCCAAUGAUCGACUAUAGCUUUGAUGCGAUUGUCGUUGGUGCCGGCGGGGCUGGUUUACGAGCGGCUUUGGGCUUGGCAAAAAACGGUUUUAAGACAGCUGUGGUAACUAAAAUCUUUCCCACACGUUCGCAUACUGUGGCAGCCCAAGGAGGUAUUAAUGCUGCUUUAGGCAAUAUGGAAGAUGAUGACUGGCGUUAUCAUUUUUACGAUACGGUUAAAGGAUCAGAUUGGCUGGGCGAUCAAGAUGCUAUUCAUUUCAUGUGCAGAGCUGCUCCUCAAGCUGUUAUGGAGUUGGAAAAUUGGGGAAUGCCUUUCUCACGCACAACUGAUGGCAAAAUUUAUCAACGUGCUUUUGGCGGUCAAACCCUUGAAUAUGGUAAAGGCGGUAUGGCACACAGAGCAUGUGCUGUUAGUGAUCGUACUGGCCAUGCCCUAAUUCAUACACUAUAUGGCCAGUCGCUUUCUUUUGAUUGUCAAUAUUUUGUAGAAUGUUUCGCAUUGGAUUUGCUAUUCGAAAAUUGCAAGUGUUGUGGCAUUAUUGCUUGGAAUCUUGAAAAUGGCUUGAUAUAUCGGUUUCGUGCUCCGAACACCGUUAUUGCUACAGGCGGCAGUGGCCGCACAUACUUUUCAACAACAGAUGGUCACACCUGUACUGGAGAUGGUACGGCAAUGAUAGCACGAAAAGGCUUGCCACUACAGGACAUGGAGUUUGUACAGUUUCAUCCCACUGGUAUAUACGGAGCCGGUUGUCUUAUAACAGAAGGCGUUCGAGGAGAAGGCGGAUUUUUUCUGAAUUCUAAAGGAGAGCGUUUCAUGGAACGAUAUGCGCCAAAGGCGAAAGAUCUGGCUUCGCGCGAUGUAGUAGCACGCGCCAUGACUCUCGAGGUAUUGAACGGAAAUGGUUGUGGAACUGAAAAAGAUCAUGUUCACUUGCAACUACACCAUUUGCCUCAAGAUGUUAUUCUUAAAAGACUUCCUGGCAUAGUAGUAACUGCGAAAAUAUUUGCUAAUGUCGAUGUUCUUAAAGAACCAGUUCCGGUAUUACCUACAGUACAUUACAAUAUGGGUGGUAUUCCAACCAAUUUUAAAGGUCAAGUAAUCAGUAUUGAUGACAACGGUAAUGACAUUAUUAUACCUGGCCUGUAUGCAUGCGGGGAAUGCUCUUGUGCAUCUGUGCAUGGAGCCAAUCGGCUUGGAGCUAAUUCACUUUUGGAUUUGCUGGUCUUUGGCAAAGCUUGUGCAGAUACUAUUGCUGAGAAUAAUACACCCGGUGAACCACUGCCUCCACUAAAACAAACAACAGGCGAAGAUUCAAUAGCCAAGUUGGAUAAUUUGCGACACAGUAAAGGUAGUAUACCACCAGCCAUAAUACGCUCCAAAAUGCAAAAGAUCAUGACCAAGCAUGCAGCUGUUUUUCGCGAAGCUAAACUAUUGGUAGAAGGUUGUAAUCUAAUUCAAGAAACCUACAAGGAAUUCCGUGAUGUUAAAGUUGUGGAUAGAAGUAUGAUUUGGAAUACGGAUCUAAUGGAAACACUUGAGCUACAAAACCUUCUAACUAAUGCCAUAGCAACUGUCACUUCAAUGGAACAUCGCAAAGAAUCCAGAGGUGCUCAUUCCCGCGAAGAUUUUAAAGUUCGCAUUGAUGAAUACGAUUAUAGCAAAGAUAUUGUGGGUCAAGAGAAAAAACAUUUGGAUCAACACUGGCGCAAACAUUUACUUAUUUGGUGUGAUGGUGCCGGAAAGACCACCAUCAAAUAUAGACCAGUUAUUGAUAAUGUGCUCGAUGAUUCGGUCGAUCCUUUACCUCCAGCACCAAGAACCUAUUAAUAAUAUCGUUUGUGAUUUCCAUAGCAGUUAAUUAUAUUUAUUUGUUUAAUAUGAUAUUUGUUUGUUACUAUUUAUUGUUUUUUUAACUGUAUAACUUAAAUUUUGGGAACAAUUUCAAGAAAAUUAAAUACACAUU
This is a messenger RNA of Calliphora vicina (urban bluebottle blowfly), 2140 nucleotides long. RefSeq names its product succinate dehydrogenase [ubiquinone] flavoprotein subunit, mitochondrial-like. Gene Ontology annotation, molecular function: flavin adenine dinucleotide binding; succinate dehydrogenase (quinone) activity; electron transfer activity. The transcript has a single exon. Gene Ontology annotation, biological process: tricarboxylic acid cycle; mitochondrial electron transport, succinate to ubiquinone. Lineage: Eukaryota; Metazoa; Arthropoda; Insecta; Diptera; Calliphoridae. Bases 7 to 2004 code for a protein of 665 amino acids. The record is from RefSeq and is a predicted model, not a curated record.